AUGGGGGAGAUAAGGCAUCAAAAGUUCAAACCGUGUGGAUGUGUUAAUGUUCAAGACCCUAGGAAAGGCGUGAAUCCUUGUGACAACGAUUCAACAUGCCCCUUCAAUGCUGGACCAGAUAAGAUCACUGGACCAGAAAUGUAUGACCAAUUUUAUGCUGUUGGAGGUGCAAUAACGUUUGACAACCAGACAGACGAUGUUGAAGGUGACAUUGAAAGGGCAAUGGCAUUACUGAAUGAAUUGAAGGACAUCUUAGCCACUGACAACUGCUCUGGAAGUAGAAAUUUUAGUCCUCAAGCCUUAGAACUGGUGAAGUGUCUAGAAAAUCUUGUGAAUGGAGAUUCAUUGGUCAGUGAAAAUGACUACAUAAUGCGAAAUUUUUCAGCAGGUGAGUUGAAUGAUGACCUCGAAGGACUGGAAGGUGUGACACGCUUUGAUGAUCUCAAUACAAGGUUUAAGGACAUGAUUUGCAAGUUUUACAGUGAAUUGGAGCCACUGGAGGAUGGAGUGAAAGAAAAGGCGAUUUCCAACCUGGAGAAAAUGCGCAAAGCCCUGAUGAGUGGUGAGAUCGUGAAGGGGGAAAUGGAGAACACGUCUCGUGACGAGGAUACAAAAAAGGGAGCAUCAUCCUCUGCUCCGGUGGAAUGUGAUGGUGGAACAUGUGAAAUUGAGCAAACAGGAGAGAAUGCGGAAACUGAACCCUCGGACAGGGGGACGCGUAACACCUCACACUACCCAUUAAUGGAGGAUAAUGACGGAUUUGCAAAUACUUUGAAAGAUAAUGCCUCCAAUAUGCCUUCAAAGAAGGUGGAAGCAACGUUGAAUGCAGCUUCAAACAAUUCAGUGAUGGAAAGGGAAAGAAAUGUCCUCUCCACAAUCGACAUUCGAGAGAAGAUUACAUCAUUCCUUUGUAGACGAGAUAACUUAACUUCAAUGAAGUUCGAUGAAACAUUGCUGCCAAUGCUUCAUGAUUUGGAUGACAUUUUGAACACACUUGAAACCAGACUCAGCACCUCGAAACAACCGCUAUUGUCCGAUCACCGAGAUUGUCAGAACUCGAUCAAGCCGACCGCUACUUUGGCUUGGGUGAUUUCGUGUUUGGAAGGCUUCAUUAAACGCAUUGAACCGGGGAUGCAAGUUCCAGAAUGCAGUCUGGAGGCCAAGAUUUGCACCCUCUUAUGCAUUUCCGCCUAUUUACUGCAAGUCCACCGUCCUGACUUGUCCAACUUGGAAAUGGUGGAGGAGGUUUUGAAAUGCCUUCACAUUGAGCUGUCUCUACAAGGCACAGGAGCGUCUGAACUGGCUGCCUACACACGACAACUGGAGGAGAUGGUUUUAAAUGCCAAGACGCUUACAGGUAACACCAAAUUGGAAGGGAAUGACGAGAGAGAAGCACCAAAUUCAACAAUUCUUAUAGAUGCAAAUCAAACUCAACAAAAUGACCCAACAGAUGAGGAUGUUGUAGAUGCGACACAAAAAGCUCCACUACAGACCGAAGACGCACCUAAAAUUUGUCACCAAAUCACUCCACUGGAAGGUGGAGUUGAAGGUGAGCAGCCAAUCACCUCCUAA
Molecule: messenger RNA, 1572 nt
Organism: Hydatigera taeniaeformis
Lineage: Eukaryota; Metazoa; Platyhelminthes; Cestoda; Cyclophyllidea; Taeniidae
Source: the annotation of a GenBank genome assembly